ACACUGCCCGCCACUGCUGCAGACAUACAGCUAGCCGUUAGCUCAUGUGUGGGACGGUGGUCUGUCCUCAGCCCCCCUGAAACCGCAACGCUGUCCGGUUACUUUUAAAAACUGGACCCAAACCGGAGUCCAGGAUGUGCUCGGUGGUCGGGUGUGAGUCGGGGAGUCGCGGGGUGCAGCGGUUCAAGUUACCGGAGGACCCCGAGAGGAGACUGGAGUGGGUCCAGUUCCUGUUCGAUGUGAACGGACAGCGGCUCAGAGAAUCGUCCUGGACUGAUAUCACCAUCUGCUGUGAACACUUCACUGCUGACUGCUUUGUGCAGCAGACUGGCACGGCCCGGUUGAAGCCAGGUGUUGUCCCGUCCCUGUGUGUAAAGUCAGAGCCAGAGGAGAGUCCACAUGUGGAGCCUGUGGAAACCACACAUGUUUCUUUUAAGUGUGAAAACCUUAACACAUGCAACAGUCCGACUUCCUCCUCUGAAAAAUCAAAACAUAUUGUAAGAGGUGUCAAAACAAGUCCUGAGUCCAGCGGUGUCUUAGUGUCACCUGAUGUUUCAAAUGCUGUGGCCUCAGGAUCUGACCAAAUACAAGAAAGAGUCAUUAAUAAUUUAAACCAGGAAAAAGCCACGCUUCUACAGAUGAAAGGAAAGUUUGUUGUUAAUGAAAGCUGCCUCCUCCAGUUGUUCCGCCGCAAGUGUCCGUCAUGUGACUGUAAACUUCAGAUGGAGAAGGUCACCUAUGGGGUGCUCAUUAUCUUGAACCAACAGUGCCUUCAGUGUGAGUACAGAUAUCAAUGGAAAAGCCAAGUCAACGCCAGCGUCCCAACAGCUGAAGAUCAACACCUGACAGGGGCCACGGAAGGAACUCCAUACACCCAAACGAAUAUGCCAACAGACCCCAGCAGAACCGUUUUCUCUGAGAUCAUCACCUUUAGCGACGAAGAAAGUGAUCCCUCGGAUGACGGGGAGGAAGGCGAUGAAGGCGGGGUGAGUUCAGACGGGGAAUGGAAUCCAACCGAGGACAUCUUGCUCGCUCAAGAGCUCACAAAGGAGUCUGACGAAGAAACCGAAGAUGAAGAAGAAGAGGAGGAGGAGGAGGAGGAAGAUUUUGAUUCCCCGGGUGGCCUCAAAAUUAAUGAGCUCUGCAUAGAGUGUGGACGUUUUUUCAGUAUUCUGAAGCCUCACACGUGCGAGCACAAAGUAAAGCCCUAUUCCUGCAACAUUUGUGGCAAACGAUGUGUCACCGAGAUCUCUCUAAAAACUCACAGCAGAAUCCACGAUGAAACCUACGAGCAUCCGUGCAAAUACUGCCACGUUACCUUCAAAACAAGGGUGGACAAACUUAAACACGAGCAGACGCAUAAAGAUAACAAAGAUCCCUAUAAAUGUCCAGACUGUCCGGAGACAUUCGCCACCAGUAAAGAACGAAGACUCCACCUGUCAAAUCACAGAAAGCCGAAGGAGUUCAGAUGUGGAGUUUGUGGGAUUGAGUUCAAGGACGUGCAUCAUCUUCGGAGACACUCUGUAGUGCACACGGGUUUGAAACCGUACAAGUGCUCAGUGUGCCAGCGUGGCUUCAACCAGACGAACCACCUGAAGUCCCACAUGCGUCUGCACACGGGAGAGAGGCCUUACAAGUGUCAGCAUUGUGAGCGUAGCUUCAAUCACAACGUGAGCUUGAAGAGUCACGUCCAGCGUUACCACUCGUCGGGCUCUGGACGCGGCCGGAAGAAGGAAAAGAUCAAGGAAAGGGCGAACGACACUAGUGAUGCCGAGGACGACGGGAAGAAGAAGGGCACAGACUCUGAGUUCGACAAUGUAGAAGAAGAACAAGACACCGAAGAGGAGGUGCAGAAGGAGAGAACCGAUAUACGAAAGAGUAGAAAGAGGUGCACAGGUAGACCCAGAGGAAGGCCGAAGAGGAAUGCAGAAGGCGACUUUGUUCUGGAAGGGGAAAAAAAGGGCCCGCGUUCGAACAAUAAAACUGGAAAAUCAAAGGCGCAGAGGUCAAAGAAAACAGGUUCUAGCGAUGAGAUAAGUGAGGACGAGCAAUCAGACAGCGACUUAUCCUUUGACUCUGGGGAAGAGGAAGAAGAAGAGAAGGAGAAAGCGAGGAAGAGCACGGCAAGAUCAAGAGGAAGACCAAAAAAUGACAGUGACACUGAUUUCGACCCAGAGGAAGAAACCAAGAAGAAAAGGUACAGCAGCCACAGUGGUAAGAGCUCGGCGAGAGGCCGGGGCAAACCAAAGAAGAAUGUAGCAGUGUGAAAAACCUUCAAACACACAGCUGAAGGAUUGAUUUGGUGUGAGCGAUGGUGAAAAGAAAGAAGCCAUUAAGAUCAGAGGCCCACAGAGAACUGGACUGAUAUCUCUUGAGUAGAUAAAUAAAAACAAAACAUCCGCGCAGGCCGGUCUCUCUGAAUUAAAUUGUCUUUUACUCUAAAGACUUUAAUACUUUUAAACCUGUUAGCUGAACAUGGACUUAUGUUAAGUCUCGAGUUCCUUUCAAGAAAAAAAAGUUGUUUUUUGUUCAAAAUCAGUGUGAAGAGAAGUUAGCUUUCACCAAUGAGACCAGUCCUCUCCAUUAUUUGGUAUCACUGACAGUGAAUGGACAGUAAAUGGACAGUAAAUGGGGUCAGGGUAAAGUUUGGAAAAUAUGUACUCCGCUCAUAUAUUGUAAUAAUAUUGUUUAAAAAAUACCUUUCUACUUACGGCCCUUUGACAGUUUCUUUUCUUAUUUCACUUAAUAACUGUGUAAGUAUUUAGAUUGUUCAUGGUUACAUGUUUUGUUUUAUGAGUAUUACACACAACAAAUCAGACUCAAUCAAUGACGAAGUUCUGUUACACAAUGCCUUCAAAUCUAUAGAAAACAACAUUAUCUCGGUAUUUCCACCUAAUACAUGUAGUAUUGUAGUGUUAAUAAAAAUGUUUGUUCUCCUCUUAAGCCCGAGCUUUAGUGAUAAUCAGUGUGUACUCAUUGUCAGAGAUGAUUUUAAAAGCCCGCACCAGUUGUUUUGUAUUGUUUACUCCAUUCACUACAAAUUGAUGUAGUUUACAUUGCUGCUAAUUCCAUUUUUUAAUUUUCCAUUUUCUUCAGUAUGCUACAAAGUUUGUUAUGGUUCUGUUCUCAUCCAAUAAUUAUACAUUUAUUAAAAUCUUCUUGGAACGUUCGAGGACAAACCGUCGUCUGAGAUGUUUUUGUGCAUCAACAUUUCAAUGCAGCAAACUGAGCCAACCCAGUGUGUUUUCAUGAUUUCAAUGUUGCAUCACAGUUUACCUGUGGUUGUAUAACUGCCUUUUUUUGAGAGUUUGUCAUCUUACCUGACCUGUUAGCUCGUAGAGUAUUCACUGUUAUUCACAUUUCUACUUGAAAAACAUCAAAUCAGACAAACUGGUCCUUAUCCAACUCUAAUGGAGCUGCUGUGGAUUUAGUUUAUUGCUUAGUGCACUUGUUCCUCUACCUUGAAAUUCUUGAAUGUAUGUGUGUAUCUGAGUCCAGAGUUCCCACUUUGAUCAGAAACCAUGAAUGAAUCCCCCCCGCUUACAUGUUUAUCCUCUUUCUGUGUGUGUGCCAGUGCUUAAGCUUGCUUCAAGGCCUGUCACGUAUUUUUGGAGCGUUGCAGAAACUUCUUCUGUUUUGCACUCUGGGAAAGAGUCAGCCUGUUGCUGGGUAACCCCGAGGCUGCUUUGUGGAUUAUCUAGCUGAUGGUUUGCAGAUCUAAACGUGGGCUAAUGUUUGGAGAACUGAAAUAAAAGGAAUUUCUUGAGAUUUUUAAUGAGGUACAAACUCUGGUACUUUACUGUGACAUUUCAGAGCUAUAUUUGAGGAUGAAGUAUGUGUGCACAAGACGUAUAUGAGUCUUUUUAAAGUCUUUUAUUCAACCAGAUGUGUAAAUCAGAUAUCUGAUUCAUACUUUUAUUUAAAGUAUUAAUACAACCCCUCAAUUACACAUCUAGACUAUCGUGCAGUUAGGGUUUUAAUAAAAAUAACAAGACAGAAAGCAAUAUGAGCCUCCUGACUGGUCUUAAUAAUUUUGUCAAUUUGAGAAAUCAGCCACACAAUUAAUUAAUUUGAGCCUUCAUCUUCAUUUUGUCACAUUACACUUUGGCUCCUUUUCCAUCACUGAGGUUUGAAAUCACAGUAAUUGGUUCAGCGUGCAUUAUAGAUUAUUCGGGAAAUUGUAUUUUUCAUUUCUCUUCGCUCUAGUGAUGUGUUUAGGGUGAUUUCCAUCUUGUCUAAAUUAACUAACAAGACAGUACAAUUUAGUAAGAGUGAGACUUCUGAAAUAAUUCAGGUAAAAACUGUAUUCGACUUAUACAGGUGGUUACAAGUUUUUAAAUUAUAAGGUUUUUAGAAAUGUAUAAGAAUCAGUGAGCAUUGCCACAUGUAAUGGCACAACAUUAAAAACCAAAGUAUAACAUCCAUGACUGCAAUGCAAGACAAGAGUUUAUCAUUGGAGAUUCAACAGUUCACAGU
This is a messenger RNA of Morone saxatilis (striped sea-bass), 4476 nucleotides long. RefSeq lists its product as uncharacterized. Lineage: Eukaryota; Metazoa; Chordata; Actinopteri; Moronidae. The record is from RefSeq and is a predicted model, not a curated record. Gene Ontology annotation, molecular function: DNA-binding transcription factor activity, RNA polymerase II-specific; RNA polymerase II cis-regulatory region sequence-specific DNA binding. Gene Ontology annotation, biological process: regulation of transcription by RNA polymerase II. The coding region runs from base 135 to 2267 and encodes 710 amino acids. The transcript has 6 exons.